AGGAUCUACUGUGGGCUCUCGGCCCCUAAAGGAUCUUAAGGGGCAUGGUUAUGAGACAUGGGGCCGCCAUCUGCUUUGAGCCCCUGAAAGGACUGAUCUCAAGUGUCUCGGGAGAAGACCUGCGGUAUCGGUCAGCCUUGCGUAUGUCAACACUCGACCUUAGAAGCAAAUCGUUCAGUCAACUGUUUGGGCCCUUUCCUUCACUUAGCAUGGCUCAAACAAGCUAAGGAAUCGCAAAAUGGCAGAUUCAAGAGCAAUUUUUGUUCACGGGAAAAUAAGGGCGACCAGAAUGGUGAUAUGACUCGAUUGCUGGGUGACGUAGGGAAUCUCAUUACGGAUGCAACAAUGAAAGACAAGCGCGGGGGUACAGCGGGUUCAUAAACGAACCAAAGACAUUUGGCACCCUGAAAGCUACGUUAGGAAUCACGGGGCAAGCUCAUUCGCUAUCACAUUUGGUGAUGCUGAACUUCUCAGGCUUGACCCAGUUCUCACCCGUUCAACGAGUGUCCGACUGUGAAUUGGUUUGUUCCACAGAACCAUUCUCAGAAAUUAUCCAUUGGCCCUUUGAGAGGGGUGCAAAAAGGCUCAUCACUCAAUCCACCGACACAGCUGCCGCCUUGACUUGCAGUUUCUCUCCAACUCGAAUGAGGGGCAGCGUCUCGGCCAUGUCGGUCAUGACUGGAAGGUCUUAUUGAGAUAAUGGCCCAGUCAGGGCCCUUGCAUACCCAAGGGAUGCGAUGUUCCGUCAAAACUAUCACGCGCCAUAUUCAGGCACUCCAUUUGUCUGAGGGAUUUCUAUGUACCUCUGCCUCUCAGGCAUGCUGCACCCGAUAUGAAUCUCGUAUCCAAGUUGAUUUUCUAUCGUCGUUCCAUUUGAGCUAUCUUAUCCACAGGGCCACAGUUACCUAUCUGGCCAUAACAUGGUAAAUGCCAAGCCCAUGGCCUGCUAAGCGGCCGUGUUGUCCAUCGUAUUAAUCCCUUCUGGGCGUUGGCACGGCCAGUCCAAGAUGCGCCGUAUUCUUACAGAGCAUAGCAAAGGAUGCCGAUUAUUCCGUUCCAAGACUUCUGGGGCACGCCCUCAAUUUCCACUGUUCUACGGGUUGCAUCCACGUGCGCUCCCUCAAGCAGUAUGUCAGAGGUCUUAAACCCUUUGUGGAGGACAGCCAACCACGGGCCAGGCAUCUGCGGUAUGCCAUCAAGCUCUGUCUUGAGACUUUGAACACUCGACUGUUUACAGUAAUUACAGUGACUGCGUCACAAUCACCUUGCCCUGUCGGUGCAAGGCACAACGCAAUGCUCAGUCUCACCAUGCAUUCUAUCGCGUCAUUGCUUCUGGGCACCUGAUGGUCUGCAGGCGACCUAUGCAAUGCCAUGCCAGCAAGAAGUGGCACAGCGUCAGACCUGUUGCAUUGGCUCGCAUCAACCUACUGUAUUAUGAAGCCCACCACUGUGAAUGAUACAGUAUGCGGAUUGCAUCUUGGGGUCCAAUUAUUCGCGUGAGGCGAGCUACAGGUGUUUUCAUUGGGAUGGACACCAUUGACGAGCAUGCUGCAAGAUGCUAACUAGCCGUUUGGUGGUGUCUGUUGUUUAAGCAUACCCUAUGCAAACAGCAGCCUAUUCGAGGACAGAGUCGUAUACGAAAGCUAUGACCAGGGCCAGGUUGAGUAGCAAUCCAAUCACCACAAGAUUGAUACCCUGAACUCGAGGUUUGCGGUACCGCAUACGAGGCUAUUUUGAAUUCGUCAAUCAUUCGUGGCAGGGUGUAGAAGCAGCAUUAGUCUUUCCUUAGUUCGACACAGCUGGCACCUCUAAGACGACCUCAUCCCGCGCAAUCGGGUACGCAGAGAAGCUCGUGAUGGGGGCGCCAGAUCAUAUUGCCUUGGUGAUUGGGCUGAUACAGACCACGCGGUGGGAUUGAUACCACGGGAGUGCCCGCUCAUUGCGCGCCUGCCGCUGCAUUCAAUGCCGCAUGGAUUAGGCAAAUGGGUGACAACGUGCAUCCGAACCGCCAAUCUACAUUUGAUCUAUCAGCUCGGCCUUCCUAUUGAGGUGUAGAUAUUCGGAUAAGAAGCACCGACUGUUGAAAUUGAUAACUUCAAGGUUGCAGUACAGACCGUUGUUACAUGCAUCAGACAAUCCAUACUUGAUACGUCUGUGAUGAUCAAUCGAUGGUAUCUAAAACAGUUUUUUGUACUAAUCUAUACCACACACCAACCUCGGAACGAACAUUCGAUUCCUCGAUCUGCAGCUGUGUCACAACCUCUCAGUGUUGGUCUCAACAAACAACGCGCAUAUUAACACUCAGGGCAUAGGUAGCAUUGACCUUCCGUGACGAAUUGAGCUCCCAUACCCAUGUACUGGAAAAUAUAGUUGAUGCUCAGCCAUUUUGAUCUCGAUGAGGCAUCGGCGAAUUCCUCUCCCAGUGGAGUCUUGAGCCUGUGCCUUCAAUUGACCCGAGCUGAUGGUAAGAAACAUCACCCGAAGGAGGCCUUGCAAAAGUGUUCAAUUUUGGAUCGGAUUCACGAGCAACAGGCCACCUGGAGUGCAUGGCACCACCAUUUUCCAAGGAUCAAUCGCCGGCGAACUCAUCCGGAAACAUGGUGGACAGAGAAGCAAAUUACAGAGCGCCAUAUGGCAAACAAUUUCAUACAGGCAGGAUCAUCAUCUGCAGAUUCGUUGACACCACAAAGCUUGGGCCUGUGGCUGCUGCACAUCAUUGACGCGCAAGAAGGGGUUCUGGGGAAGUUGAGGUUGGGGGGGUCGCAUUACAUCAAUCCCACUUGACACUCUGUACCAACGGCGUAUGUGUGUCGAAUGGAUGAGAAAUCUCAAUGGCGGUUUCAAGAAGACGACACUCACUGCCCAUGCCUGACCACCAAUAUCAACGGCCAACAUAAUUUCGCGGGACAUGUCCCCGUUCCAUCAAAGCGUUACACCAGGUAUCAAGGCGCCAUCUUUUGCUAGCGUCCGCGGCAUUCACAGGCCGGCUUUAUUGUUGGCCCAGAGCCUAAAUUCAGCACUUGAUUAUGUGUAUCUCGCAGGACGUCCAAGACUCAUUGACUCAUAGAAGGAUACGCAAGCACCAUUACGCAAUUGUAUGCUGUGGUAGUCGCCAGUAUUGCGUACCGAAAAGAUAUACUGAUAAUGCGAAUGAUUCCGAAAUACGUACAUGAUGUGCAAAGUUUAAUCUGUCGCCCAACUUGGAGGCUUAGACCAACAAACGCCAUAGUCUCAGGGGAUCAUCUGUGCCUGGCAAUCAGUGGAGAAUCGAGCCAGGCAUCACGAAUCUUGGCGAUUUGGUUUCGAAACGACACUCUUCCACUAAUUUCAACACAACGGUACAAACUGCCGACUGUAUCGUUUAUAUUGAAGCAGGUUGUUGGGCAUAAUUGAAGCACCGCAGACCAGUGCUCCAGACGCCCGAACCUUUGGCGAGUUUGAAAGUUAUUGGAACAUACAUCAAUUCUCAGUUGCAAAUCACCACGGAUGAUUGGGAUGCCACUCUUGGUGGGCAUACCUUGCUUGGAACAUCCAGAGACCAAGAACCCCUACCUCACAUCCUGAGGGUUGUCGCGUUUUUGGUCUGUUCGUUUAGAUACUCAGCCUUCUAGAAUCCUUCUGAUGGGCCCCUGACUCGAGAUCCCUGACAGCUAUAACUUUGACGUCUUUUGGCGUCGGUGUUGACUAUUAGUCUUGAGGCGUGUGCUACAGACUAUUGACACCGGUGACUUGGAAUAUGCUGAGCGUGAUCUCUUGGUCAGCAUAGUUUGAUUGACCUCAUUACACAGGCCCCGGCAGCUCAGUGGAAUUCUCUAUACGGAACAGCAACUAAGAUGCGCCAGAGGUUGUUGUAGCACAGGCUAUAUGUUGUGUAGCCCCAGAGCUUUAUCGACUAUGACCAGUCAACAUGUUGCAUCGCAUGAAGGUCACCGAAUACCUCAGCAUGGAACCAAUGGCAGAGGGUCGGUCGCGACACUGCAAGGUGUCAUUGACAAGCGGGCUGUUUGCCAUUUUUGACAGUUAUCACAAAUCAUACUGUCUGACAGCUUGGCUGCUAUCUGAAAAUGAGGAGUAUCGUGCCGCUCACAAAUCACUGGCUGUUUCAUGCAUGCUUGGUAACCGAAGCGGCAGAAUUCAAUGCCAUGGCAAUUCGCCUAGUUCAAGACACCAGCAUCGAGAUUGUCGUGCUUUCUGUUGAUAGUCAAGACCAUCGCACAACCCUCGUGUGCUGGCAAAUAUCAACUCCACAUCUCCAACAUAUUGGGGAUAUUUUCGACUUCAGCCUUGCCGAUCUCACCACACCAACGUCUAGGCACCUACGGCACAGCAUAUGAGAUGUACAGUACGUGCCCAAUUGUCGGGUCAGCUGGCUGUGUGCUGUAUGUAGGCUGACGAGUGCAACCUUGGAACCCUUAAGACGAUGAACAGUAAUCCUAGGGUGCCCAUCGAGCCGCUCUCCUGCAUCAUCUCAUUUGCUGUAAAAUUUGUGUUGGUGGUUGUGCUGGCAAAACCACUGAUGGGUGCUGCCAUAUGUGAGCCCUGAUCGGCCAUUUGUAUGGUCUUUUGUUAAAGGUUGUGUAUGGUAUCGCUAGCCCUGGCUCGGGCCGGCCCCAUGGGUCGUCUUACAUAGGUGACCAGUCAUUUUUGUUGGCAAAGGUGGUCACCCUACUUCGAAAUAUCAGUUCGAGCUGGACUGUGUGAGAGUUUGCGAAGCCAGCACCUCGCAUGCCGUUCCUGGUGAGUUGCAGACGCUGCGGCACGACAAACAUAGACAAGAUCGGAAGGACGUGGCGCGGCAUCGUGGCCAUGAUAUGGCGCACUCGAUAUCAACAUCGCGUGAGAGGCCAUGGUGUGGUUCAUUUCUAGCAUCACGUAUAGAUGCAACAACCCUCUAUGCAUGUGCUUUGUGAGGGAUAAAUGUACGGUGCUGCAUAGGCCGCCUUUUCAUCAUGAGACCAACGAGGCAUAAAGUACCAAUUCACAGAGCCAUGGCGUCGAGCUCAACGAUGCUGACUGGAUAUCACAAUUCAUGGUGGUACUGAGAACACCUCGUGCGAGGAGAAAUGAUAUCAAUUUAACACUCUGUCAGCUGACUCUACCUAUGUUUGUCUCCCUUUGACGAGAUGCAGGUGAGUUAUCGCCGACAUGGCUCGGCAAUAUUCACAAGUCAUCAGUCAGGCGUCAUGCUUGGUGAUGCAAUAGAGCACAUGUCGUUGGAAUGGUUAAUCAGCCUCACCACCACAGAUAGUCAUUCUGACUGUGCUGGCAUGCCACGUCAACUCACUCAACAGGCAACGGUUGAAGGCCGCCGUCUAUUCGAGACUAGUUUGGCAAUUAUUCGACGGUCCGACACUAACUGAACUAACGCAGAAUGGGCUCUGUUUCUCAAUGAUAGACAUAGCAGCGUACUGUAGGAGUUGAUCCUACGAGUCGUAUAGUGCAGGAUCAGCCCCUAUCUAUUUGUUGUACAGUAGAGUUUACUAUUCAUGAGGAUUUGGCAUUUACUUUGUCAGACAACAGGGUCGAUGCAUUGAUUAAUCUCCCACAGGCUUACAAUACCGGGGCCUCACGCCGUCACUCGCAUAUUCAUCUGGUCACGUUUCACGGGGCGAAGACCAGUCAUUGUGUGAGCUUUUGAAGACAUGGACAUGGCAAGUUCUGCGCAAGAAGUAAAGACAGAGAGAGUGGUAGGGUUCCCCUUACUACCGCGAGAUGUGAAACGGCGAAUUUGGUCCCGAGUAACUGGUCCUAGUGCGGGGGUGGACCUUGUAGGUACAUGAGUCUAAGUCCGUUAGAUGACAGCGAUGGUUGUUUGGGAUAUACAUCUAUUUCGGUCGGGGCUAAGUACAUGACUUGGGGGCCAUGUCUAAACGUAUCCACGACGCAAACGAAUUACUUGAACAAGAAGUUGCCAAAGAUGGGGGUUUCAUGGAUAUUCCCUACUCCCACGGGGGCCUCGGAACAGUUCAGAAAACUUGCUCUGAGAGCUAUGGCCUGGAUGGUUUCCCGGAGCUUCUGGAAAACAUCCGCAGAGACCCACGAGUAAGAGCUCAGGCCCCAACUCAUCUCUUCAUAUGCUGAGACAAGGCCAAAUGUCCCAAGAGGAUUCUGAGGGAGAUGGAAGGGGCCUCAUCUCACCGGGGGUCCAACUCUGACACUCAAGUGAGAGUCUGCCCAGCCAAGCACAGGCACAACACCAGCAUCGAGAGGCAUGAAAUUCAGCCUCUUGAAAUCCUGCCUUGAAUUCUUUUGGAUCUGUGCGGCAUUGUUUGAUACUUGUGGUCCAAUCUUCUGACGCCGUUUCGACCAACUGUCACUGCCGCUAUGCUAUGCUCAACAAUGCCAUGCUACGUGGACCUUCUUCUGACCUCUGCUUCGGUCUACGGGACUCGGCAGCGGAUCGCUCGCGGCUUCAGCGAAUAUGCUAUUCAUGGAUAUGGCUGCCGCAUAUGCUGCAUGUUUCAUUUCAUGCAUGUUUGCUCGUCGGUCAUCAAAUUUACGCAUAUGCCUUCGUUGUUGAGGCCAACAAACAUCAACCAACUUCAGGAUUUGGCAUGAAUUGACUCAUCACCGAGAUUUCACCCGAAUGAUGGACAAAGUUUGCCUCGUCGGUGAGUGCGCUGGCACAAGAUGUUACACAGGGAGGACCUGGGUUGAAAAUGCGCAAUCUUUCCUGCGUCUACCCGUCUGUAACCUACGGUCAGAGCCAUUAUGUCCGUAUCCCUCCGAUGAAGCAUCCUACAGCUGCUGUGCCAUGCUCGAGGCCCCUAUCACUGGCUGUCCUCUUGUAUUGGAGAUAUCCACGUCCGUCUUGGCAUGCUUAGCCGUCAUACCAGCCAGGAAAACACCUUCUUACAGAAACUCAUCCGGCCGACAUGACGUUGCGACAUCUCGGCAGCUGCCUCAUGCUGUGCUCUCUGCUUUUGUGCUCCUCCGCUUGUUGCCUUGCUGCGUGUUUCCGUUCAGUCAGCUCACUUGGUUAUGGUACGAUGGGAAACUCGACCGAUGUCUAUUGUUUGUGCUACGAAGGUGAGAAAGGCGGACUUAGUUUGUGGAUUGUGAUAUGUCGUGUUGAGAGGUCAUUAUGCGAGGUCAUCUGUCAACGACAAGGUGAGUUGGACUGUCAGAUGAGUCCACUUCUCGGUGCCUGUGAGUUCUAGUCAGUUUCAGAAAGCUGUGAAGUGACGGAGCUUCGUUGCUCGUGCGUGAGGUUGUUGACUGUGGUUGUGAUAAUGUUUCUCCCCAAAGUCAUUUCAAACACCACAAGCACCAUGAAGAAGUGACCAAGGGUCAUAACAGUAGAAUAACUCUGAUUGAUCUCUGAAAUGAAUCAACAUCAUGUGUCUUAUUGUCCUUUAUAGUCGGACAAGCAAUUCUCGAUCUCACUUUUCGAGUAGUUCAAGUAUAGGGUAGUUGGCGUUUGAAGUGAAGUCGAUGUGGAAGUUAUCCCAGAGAUAGAAACUUUAUAUGGUGCUAGUUUUAUAAGGACGAGAUGUUUCUGAUAUAUGGACGCUUUAUUGUUCGCG
This is a messenger RNA of Fusarium verticillioides 7600, 7526 nucleotides long. RefSeq lists its product as hypothetical. The record is from RefSeq and is a predicted model, not a curated record. Bases 6587 to 7033 code for a protein of 148 amino acids. Lineage: Eukaryota; Fungi; Ascomycota; Sordariomycetes; Hypocreales; Nectriaceae. The transcript is spliced from 2 exons.